Messenger RNA from Rhodofomes roseus, 1754 nucleotides. RefSeq names its product amino acid/polyamine transporter I. Gene Ontology annotation, biological process: transmembrane transport; amino acid transport. Gene Ontology annotation, cellular component: membrane. The transcript is spliced from 12 exons. Gene Ontology annotation, molecular function: transmembrane transporter activity. Bases 44 to 1660 code for a protein of 538 amino acids. The record is from RefSeq and is a predicted model, not a curated record. NCBI's taxonomy places the organism in Eukaryota, Fungi, Basidiomycota, Agaricomycetes, Polyporales, Fomitopsidaceae.
AGGCGCAAAGUCUUGCGCUUCAACCUUCACGAUUCCCGACUGCAUGAGCUCUAGGGUUAUAAUGACGAACACGAACAGAAAUGCCGACAGAGAUGAGGCUGAAUUGGCGAGGAUGGGCUACAAGCAGGAGCUCAGACGAGACUUCGGGCUGCUGCAGAAUUUCGGAGUCUCGUUCUCUAUCAUCAGCAUCAUCACUGGUGUAAGCUCGACGUUUGCGUAUGGCCUGAACACGGGAGGACCUGUGGUCAUGGUAUGGGGCUGGGCAGUCAUUGCAUUUUUCACGAUGCUUGUAGGCCUCUCUAUGGCAGAGGUCUGCAGCGCGCAUCCAACGAGCGGGGGUCCUUACUAUUGGGCUGCUAUGCUCUGUAAACCUCAGCAUGCGGCUUUCGCGUCCUGGGUCACCGGGUGGUUCAACUUCCUCGGCCAAGUCGCGGUCACAACAAGUAUUAAUUUUGCCUGUGCAACAUUCAUCUCGACUCUCGCAACGUUCAAUACCAGUUUCGUACCCUCCGCCAGGACGACCAUCGGGGUCUACGCGGCAGUUGUAAUCACGGAGGGGCUUAUCAACACCUUCGGCGUGCAUCUCUUGCGACACCUGAACAACGCCUCCAUCUGGUGGCAAGCCGUUGGUACCUUCGCAAUCAUAAUCACGGUGCUCGCGGCGGCGCCGACGCACCAGACGGCGCAGUUCGUCUUCGCGACUUUCGUGGAUGGGACGGGCGUGGAUGGGGUUGGGUGGAGCGUGAGGGCGAGCCCGGCGUAUGUCGUGGUGAUUGGAAUCCUGAUGGCUCAGUAUUCGCUUUCGGGCUUCGACGCGAGUGCACAUAUGAGCGAGGAGACCCAUAACGCGGCUACCGCUGGACCCAAGGGCAUCAUCAUGUCCAUCGGAGUCUCUGCCAUCCUUGGGUGGUGUCUCAUGAUCGCCUUGCUGUUCUCCAUUCAAGACCUCGCGAGCACCGUCAGCUCUCCCACAGGCGAGCCUAUUGCACAGAUUUUUCUCGAUACGGUGCACGAGAAGGGCGCUAUUGUCUUGAUGGUCAUCGUCAUUGGGGCGAUGUUCUGGUGCGGGACGUUCUCGAUUACAUCCAACAGCCGGAUGAUGUACGCCUUCGCUCGGGACGGAGGCAUUCCUGGGCACAAGUUCUUCCAGCAAGUGGACGCGAAGCGGAGGUCGCCAGUUCGCGCAAUCUGGCUCGCCUGCACGCUCAGCUUUAUCCUCGGCCUGCCAAGCCUCGGGAGCUCCGUCGCCUUCUCCGCCGCGACGAGCAUAUCCACCAUCGGGCUCUACGUGUCGUACGGCAUCCCGAUCGCCCUCCGCGUCCUCUACGCGUCGCGGUUUGUCCGGGGGCCGUUCCACCUCGGCGCGUUCUCGUUCCCCGUCGCUAUAACCGCGGUGGCGUGGAUCUGCUUCAUUACUGUCGCGUUCGUACUUCCCCAGGAGAACCCCGUCGACUCGCAGACGCUCAACUACGCCGUCGUCGCGGUGGGCAUCGUGGUCGUGUACAGCUUGGGGUCCUGGUUCCUGAGCGCGCGGAAGUGGUUCACGGGCCCGGUGAAGCAGAUUGCGGCGGAAGAGACCAAUGUAGACGCGAGGGAUCCGGCGACGGUUGUCGUGCUGGACCGAUCGGAGAAGGGCAGCGACGAAAAGGAGUCCGUCUGAAUACAUAUCUCACAUCAAGAGCACCCCGAUCAUUCGCGUCUAUAUACGUAUGUAGCUAUCGCUUUGGUAGAACCGAAGCCAUCAUGUUUACACU